AAUCACAAUCACCACUAUUCCAAGUUCCAUGUAAUUCUGUUCGGCUGAUUCGCAUUCGAGUUCAGUAAGUUCAGUUGAGUUGGUUCGGCUUUCGGCAUGUACGAGACGUUCGAGUUGUUCAGUUGUUUCGAAUUGUCGUGAAUGUGAUGGCCUAAAAACGCGUCAAUUACGAAUAUUACCUACCCAGCUGUUCCAAACUGUUACUCGACAUUCAUACUGUGAUUGAAAUGUUCGUUGAAAUGUGCCUUUUUGAAUACGGAUUGCCAAUUAUCAUGGGACUCAACACAUGAAAAGAAGGAAACAAAUGGAGUCAGACUACCAAUGGCUUGUUGCGAUUGGCCUGGUGACAUCAUCAGUCAUUGCAGUGGCAGCAAACGCCUUUUUGCUGUUUGUCUUUUCGAGAAGAAGGAGUCUUCGCACCAUUCCCAAUAGAUUUGUCCUCAACUUGCUGAUAAUCAACCUCUUAUCCAGCAUACUUCUGAUUCCCUUGGUGGUCAUGGACCAAAAGCUGGUGUCCACCCAGAUGCAGCGCCUCAAUACCACUGUGGAAAGUAUUGAAUCAAACAUGACGAUCCGCCAGCAAGUCAUCAGCAUCAACGGCACGCUCAACUUCAUGAGCUCCCUAGAAGAGAUCCAUCAGACCACCAUUCCAGGAAAAGUUGUCCUCUUGGACCCCGAAGUGGACGAGGAGAGCAUGUGCUACUUUGCUCAAGCCAGCACUAGCUUCGUGUGCACGGCGUCAAUAUUCAGCAUUUUACUGAUCGGGAUCAACCAGUACUUCGGAGUGAUUCACUCGCUGAGGUAUCACUUUUACGUCAACAGAGUGAGAGCUUCGUUGUUCAUAAUGAGCAGCUGGUUCGCGGCGAUUGCGUGUUCGAUUCUGAGCAUUGUCACCUACUCAGAUGGCAGUCUGUGGAACUUUUGCUCCAAGAGAGUCAUCGACAGCGACCGCAUGAAAAUCAUCAACACCACAUAUGCGUUUUCGUACUUCAUUUGCGUGAUUCUGGUUCCCUGUUUGGCGAUUUGUGUUAUCUACGUCUGUAUAUACACAGCAGCCCGCCAGAACAGCGAACGCAUGCGCAAAAGUACGUCGGCAUCUUCCACAGCACCUCUGGACCAGAUGGACGAGCUGGAGAAGGACGAGCUGCCAAAAUUGCCGAGAGUUCACUCGGCGCCCAACUUUUCCGCGCUGGAAUCGAGCAAAAUGGCUCGAGUGCAUCAGGAGACCCUGCGAAGCAGCAGAGUGAAAAGGACCAACAGCGAUCGAAAUAACUUCAUAGUCAAUCUGAAGCACAAAAUCUCCAAUGCGUCAGUGUUCAGGUACAGGGAGGAGACGCGAGCGGCAAAAAUCAGUGUCCUGGUGAUUCUCAUGGUGCUCGUGUGUUACGUGCCGUACGGCCUAAAUCUGAUUCUCACGUCGGGUUCCAUUGACUUAAAGCCUGGCCAGAACUUCAAUUAUCUGUCCUUGGUGCUGUUGGUGUUCUCCAACAUAAUCUCGCCGUUCGUCUUCGGGUACCGCAACAAACGCGUCAAGAGGGAGAUUGGGAAAAUGCUCGGCUUCGUGCCCGCCUCGUCCAGUCCAGUUCGGGUACCAGACGUGGAGGGUUUCAAGCCGGCUUUGUCUUGUAACAGGAGCUUGGAGAGCGGCAUCAACCUCCAGGUGGAGACCCGGCAGCCACUGCUCGAAGACCAGAUGGUACCCGAGGUUGUGGUGACGUGCAAGGUGGAGACCGAGAGGAAGAGCAUUCUUAAGCGCGUUGGUUCGGGCUGGAGUAGUUAUAAGAAGUGCAACUUCAUCACGGUGCCUGAUAGUUGUCUGGGCGAUGCCAGAGGCUCGUUUUCCAGUGCCAGCACGCAGAUAUCCAGCGAUGACUGAGUGGGCGAUUGCGUUUUGGAGAGAGAUGCAAAGAGGCUACUACUUUUGGACUUAUCAUGGGACUCGAUGUCUGACCUUCUGAUUUACAAAUCAAAAUCAAUUCCUGGGCUUCAGUCAUUUAUUGUCUAUUUAUCAAUU
This is a messenger RNA of Dendroctonus ponderosae (mountain pine beetle), 2014 nucleotides long. RefSeq names its product alpha-1D adrenergic receptor. Gene Ontology annotation, biological process: G protein-coupled receptor signaling pathway. Gene Ontology annotation, cellular component: membrane. The transcript is spliced from 3 exons. NCBI's taxonomy places the organism in Eukaryota, Metazoa, Arthropoda, Insecta, Coleoptera, Curculionidae. Gene Ontology annotation, molecular function: G protein-coupled receptor activity. The record is from RefSeq and is a predicted model, not a curated record. Bases 287 to 1876 code for a protein of 529 amino acids.